This is a messenger RNA of Actinia tenebrosa (Australian red waratah sea anemone), 1412 nucleotides long. RefSeq lists its product as uncharacterized. Gene Ontology annotation, cellular component: membrane; vacuole. Lineage: Eukaryota; Metazoa; Cnidaria; Anthozoa; Actiniaria; Actiniidae. Gene Ontology annotation, biological process: regulation of intracellular pH. The record is from RefSeq and is a predicted model, not a curated record.
CUAUGAUAUGGAUAUGGACAUCACUACCUGCCACAGUCAUUCCUACGACCCUUCCAUACUUCUUCGACCGCUUGCCUACCUUAGUACUCAUCCUGGYUUUCUUUCCUCUCGCUAUUGGAGGCUUGCUGGGUCUUUAUUUCGGGAAAACAUUGUGGCUUAGGUACCUGAGUGUUGCUCUAUUUGGAAUAACCGAAAGUUUGUCUGAAGUAACCGGUGUCUCGUUAACAGCCUACUUCGAUGCAGUAACGGUCAAGUAUUAUUGCGCGGGGAGUGGGUUUGGGUUCCUCAUGGGGCCUCUUUUUUAUACAGCCAUGAGCAGCUGGUUUCACAUCUCUAUCAAAGCAAGUGUCUCUGUCAUCAUCAUCAUGCAUCCAAUCAUCUUCCUGUUGUGCUACUUGAUGUUAGAAAACCGACGCGGAAAAAUUAUGGGAUAUCAGAAGAUAGACAGAAACUCCCAAGAAAGUUCCGAAGAACACGAACUCAAGCAAAAACUUUCACUUACCGAGAAACUGCGCGGCGCGCUUGAGGUUCUCCCCAAGGUUACUCAAAUCUUCCUUGCAGUUUUAUUUCAUGACCUCACGCUAAGUGGUGUGACGACAACAAUAGCAUUUCCUGACUCGCCAUUUUCUUUAUCAGAUCAUUAUAAAUACUAUCUUAUCAUGUCAUUUACUGGGCUGUUCCUUGGCCGCUCUUACCUCGGGAUAGCCGAGUUCAUCAAAUCUGGACUGUCGGGUAUCCUUUUUGUUCGACGCACGUGGAUUUUAGUUCUCAUCGGUAUUUUUCAUGUCAUACUAUUAAUCUUUGAUUCGUUAUUCAAGUUUAUCCCUAAUGUCUGGGUGAUACUAUUCCUAGUUUUUUCGCUUGGUUUCUGGGUAGAAGCAACCUAUCUUAACGUUAAUGUAAUCCUUGGUGAAAUCCAGGAUUUGAGGGUGAGAGAGCUGUCGAUGGGCUUGGCAGUGUUUGGAGUGGGGUUCGGAGCGUUAAUGGCAGCUAUUAUAUCCAGUCCUUUGGAAAACGGGCUUGUUAAACAUUGUUUAACAUUUACCAACCAAAGCAGCUAUUGCUUAACGAGAGAAACCAUACGUUCAUAGGUGAUAAGCGAUAGGCGACAAAUGACAAAUGAUAGGAGAUGGAAUAACUUGUAUUUCUUAUCAUUAUUCUUGUCAAUAACAAAGAAGUUGUCAUGAUAUAUUUAGUGUUCACAUGUUCACAUAUUUAGUGUUCGAAACCGUUCAAAACGCCUGGAUUAUUCGCGUUUAGAUGCAUGCCCCCACUGUGCCCUUCGGUCGUGUGUAAUCGCAAAUCAUCGAUCGCCACUGGCCGUUCGUUCCUUCAACGUUUUUUGAAAUAGCUGUAUGUAUGAUCAUGAUUGUCACAGUGCAAUGUCUCCUAMAUAAAUUGUUUUUAAUGUU